Molecule: messenger RNA, 1482 nt
Organism: Symbiodinium natans
Lineage: Eukaryota; Dinophyceae; Suessiales; Symbiodiniaceae
Source: the annotation of a GenBank genome assembly
AUGUCCGGGCACCCAGCGGAUGCGAUGGACGUCCGCCCUUGGUUUCAUUGGGAUGCCGAGGCUCCUCGUGGAUCGGGCAUGCUGACGCGACAUUCCGGAGAUGCCCAAGUCACCAUGGCGCCUGGUGGGGCGCCGAUUGGGGCAUAUCCUCCCAGCUUGGGUAAGAGCAAGGGCAAGGGCAAAGUGAAGCGCAAAGACGUGGAUGAGCACAUGCAAGGCAAGAGCAAGGUCAACGGCAAGGGCGAGGUCAAAGGCAAGGAUGCAGCCACAGUCAAGGGCACGGAAGUCGGUAAGGCUAAGGGUAGAAGCGCCGGCACGGACGACAAGGAUGUCCCUAAAGGAAAGGGCAAGGGAAUUGGUCAGCUCAGAGUCGAGGACGCUAUCAGCGGCAGGGAGGUCAUGGGCAAGGACAUGGCCGAAGUCAAAGGCAAGGGAAUCGGUAAGGCCAAGGACGAGAGAAGCGCCAACGGCAAGGGCAAGGAUACAGUCGAAGCAAAGGGCAGGGGAAUGGGUCAGGUCAAGGGCGAGGACGAUGUCGAUGUCAAGGGCAAGGAUGUGGAGGAAGACGGUGAGGCCAAGAGUGAAAGAAGUGCCAAGCAAGGUCAGGAAAAGGGUGAGGACGAUAUCCGCGGCAAGCAAGUCAAGAGCAAGGACAUGGCCGAAGUCAAGGGCAAGGGAAUCGGUAAGGCCAAGGACGAGAGAAGUGCCAACGGAAAGGGCAAGGAUACAGUCGAAGUAAAGGGCAUGGGAAUUGGUCAGGUCAAGUGCGAGGACGAUGUCGAGGUCCAGCACGAGGACGUGGCCGAAGCUACGGGCAAAGGAAUCGUCAAGGCCAAGGGCGAGAGAACUGCCAGCAGAAAGGGCCAUAGGCACACAGCCGACGUCAAGGAUAAGGGAGUCGGCAGGGUCCAGGACCAGGAUGCUGACGAAGUCACCGACAUAGAGGACCACGUCACCUUCAAGGACGACGUCGCCAAUGUCAAGGGCGAGAAAAACAUCAAAGGUCAGGGCAAGGGCAAGGGAAAGGGCAUGGAUGCUAAGGCCAACAUCAAGGGCGUGUCGACAACCUUCUCGCAAGCCAAGUGCGCCACUGACGCUGAGCCACCGUCACCAGUGUCGACGACAGCAACAGCGGAGCAUUUGUGGGCAUCUCCCGGCAAGGGGUCGUGCGUGUCAGCCACGAGCACUUGCGCAUCCCCAGACUUUGCAUCGUUGAAGGAGAUGGGAGCGGCUUGUGCUCGAGCCGAGGCUCUUCCGCAGCACCGCUGGCUUGCAGCCUCAAAGCAGGAAUCCUGCACAUCCCUGCCAGGGCCUCCCAUAGACCUUGCAUGGACAGCUGCUCUAGAGCAGGCUCUUCAUGGACCCUUAGACGACUCCUCGAAGCAAGACCUCGGACCCCAGCUACGCAGUCAAAGCCCCGGCGCAGCCAAAACCCGAUGGGCCAAGCAUCGGCGUGAACAGCGUGGGAACCACCACGAGUGA